UCUUUUUCUUUAAAAAUAACCUUAUUGCAGCUAGUUAUUUCUAGUACUAGUUGAAGUGAAUUUUUUGAAGUCAUUUCUGUGCAAAGCAAAAUAUGUGUUUCAGGGAUAAGUGCGUAUUUUUUCUGCUUCAGUCACUAAAGGAAUUGGGAUUUUUUCAAACUUAAAGUUUGUCAAAAAACAGAAAGGAAGGUGGUUUUUUUUUGUGAUGAUGUGAUAGCGUGUUACAGAAUCACAAAAUUGUCAGGUUUGGGAAGGACCUCUGGAUAUCAUCCAGUCCAACGUACUGCUAAAGUAGGUUCACCCACAGCAGGUGACACAGGAACGCCUCCAGGCGGGUUUUGAAUAUCACCAGAGGAGGAGACUCCACAGCCGCCCCUGAGUGGUAUAUUCCAGUCCUCUGUCACCCUCACUGUAAAGAAGUUAUUCUCAUAUUCAGAUGUCUUUAAUUAAAAAAAUGUUCAUGGGUAAUGAUAACUGGAGGAUGAGAAGAAAGCUAGCAUUAUGGUAUGGUUCAGAUGGUUUCAACUCUUGGGCAAGCUAUUAAAGUAAUAUUGACUGUGGGGCAACUAAACUUUAAUUAAAAUUUUUUCGCAGCAUUCAUGAAGGAAAUACUGGUUUCAUAUUUCCUUUGUACAUAUCUUCUACAUGCUAUUUGUGAGAAUAUCAGAACUAGCAAAGACAGUGGCAGCAUAUGAUGAGGUAUUUCUGGCUUUCUCACAUGAAGCUUUGGAGAUAUGUAGUGGUUGCCAUACAUACAUGUUUUCAAUAUACAGGUUCUACAAUUAUGCUUUGUUAGAUGGAGGGACCAUGCUUCCUCUGUGACCUGAGGUGUUUCAAGGAUUUUUACAUGCAAAGGUAAUAUGGUAUUUAUGGAAAUGGUAUAAUAUUUUAAAUGCCUGUGUAAAAGUGGUGAUGGUUUUCUGUGUUUAUUUGCCCGUAGUGAAGUAGAAUGCAUCAGGUCAAAGUGAAGUGGUCAAAUGGUGAAGGUACUAUUUUAAUGUGAAAUUGGCUGAAAAUAUUACUGCAGUUACAAUUGUAGAAACUUAGAGUUUAAAAAAUAUGUGGUCAAAUCAGAAAUGUGUAAACUUAAUAAAUUAUUUUAGCAAUAUUUAUUCAGAUAUUUAUUAUUGCAGUUUCUAAUCUGAGGUACUGUUAAUGUAUGGUAAACAUCAGUGGGGAUACCAUUGUAUUCAGGGUAAAUAACUACUAGAAGAAUUCUUGUUUAUUUAGCACUUAAUAUAGUGCAUGCCUCUCUUUUUUUAUUUAAUAUGAUUUUCUGUCCUUUACUAAAUACAUUUCCUGAGAUGUUGGGACUUCAUUUUUUGUUUUCCUUGAAAUAGGAAUUAAGAUGGAUGGAAUAUUCUAUUUACUGCAGAAGCAGCAGGAUGUAUAAGGAACGUUGUAACUAUUAAAGGGCAUAAUGCAGAAUCCUUUAACUGUUUCUGCAGGUGGUGGUUUCUUGCCUGCUAAUCCUGCAGAGAAACAUUGUGUCCAACAAAGUAUGCUGGGUCAGCAAAAACAAGAAACUUGUGCUGGGAAGACAGUAUCCACAGAUAAACACAAAUCCACUUCGGAUAUAAUACGAAGUUUUCAGAAGAAAAGCCGGUUUAGGAGCAUUGCACCAAAAAUGGUACCAAAAGUUUUAACAUCUGGAGUGGUUUCUUGUCUUCAGUCACCUUUGCCUGAGAAAAAUGCACCGAUUUCAGCUGCAGGUUCUAAACCGCUGGUGGUACCAACGCAGAACUAUGCUGUCAUGCAGGUCACUGGUCACAAGGGGACUCUUUCUCUGUUGGCCUUGCCCUAUGUUGCCCCUGCUCUAACGCAGCAAGUCCAGCAGUCAAAAGUGUCCCCUUCUGAAAACCUAAAGCUGCCUAUCCCUAGGUACCAAUCUGCAAGAAAUAAAUCACCAGCUGACAAAAAAACAGCACAAAUCCCUGUUUUGGGGACACAUGACAAGAUUCCUACCAAAGCAUCACUCUCAUCACAGACUUCCUCCAUGACUACCUUAAAUGAAGACCGUCCUGAAACUCGUUCUAGUUCAGAUUCAGCUGAGCAAGUGACGCUAACAGACCGUGACUCAGAUGAAAUUACAGUUGCAACAUCAGUAAAUAAAAGCAAUUGUGUGGAAUCUGGAUCUCCUUUAGUGAACAAAACUGGAAUUGCUAAUGGUAAUGUUUCGGGAGCAUCUGUAGUUAAAGACUCUUCAUCUAAGCCAACAAAUACAAUUAGUACCAUGAAACUAAGUCUGUGUUCUGUGAAGACAUCUGAAACCACAAGAGAGACAUUCAUAACAUCUGAGAAAGUAAAGGAAAAACCCACAAAUUCUGUUACUAUCCUGUCACCGGCAGUUUUUGGCAGUACCAUACAGGUUACUCCAUCAGCACCAAAAGGAAAACUUCCUAUUUUGCCUUACUCAAAGGUGAAAAAUUCAGUGUUCUGUAAAUCAAAGCAGAAUACUAAUGUUACAGAUAUAUCCGGUCCUUCAGCGAGAUCUGAAUGUGGAAAGUUACCAGCUCUGGUGAAAACCUUUCAUGUUCCUAGUAAAGCAACCGAUAAACGAUUAGCUGUAUCAUUUACACAAGUCUCCAAACAAACCAUUCGAGAAAAUACCUUCUCUCCAUCCAGUAAAGUGGAUGUCGACAAUCUUAAAAAAUUGAACAGUGCAGCCUCUAAAAGAAGAGGCAAUAAAAGAAGAGUCCCAGAUGAUUUAUUGACUUUUCAGUCCAAGCGAAGGAAAUGCAUCAUUAAUAAGUUUAGAGAAGGAAGAGAGAGGGCGAAAGUUGAUCUUCAGCCACCUGAAGACAAAAAAGCAGAGGCAGUGAAAAAAUACCGUAGUAUUAGACCAAAACCGGUGGUAGUUGUUCAGGCUUUUGCUCCUCUGACAUCUGUGGCAAUAGUAGAGACACCGUCUCCUGACCGUUUAGACAAAGAUGUUUUUUUAAAUAGUUCAAUGCCCAACAAAUUUUUAAGUUACAAGCAUAGUGAUGCUACAUCAGCUAAAUCAAGUGAUUUAAGUAGAAAUGUAUGUUCAGCUGCACCUAAGCUGUCACAUAAAUGUCAUGUUUGUAACCAUAUCUUUCAGUUUAAACACCAUCUUCAGGACCAUAUGAACACACAUACAAACAAACGGCUUUACAGCUGUCGAAUUUGCCGGAAAGCAUAUAUUCACUCUGGAAGCUUGAGCACACAUAUGAAACUUCAUCACAAUGAAGGCAAACCUAAAAGGCUUGUGUGCUGUGAAUUUUGUGCUAAAGUUUUUGGCCAUGCAAAAGUGUACUUUGGCCACCUAAGAGAAGUGCACAGGGUUGUUAUAAGCACAGAGCCCUCUACUAGUGAGCAACAGCUGCAAGAUGCUUUAAAGAAGAGAAGCACCAGUAUAAAAGAGGCAGAAGAAGCAACAGAGAGAGGAAAUAAGUGCAAUUUUGAGGACCUAUUCCAUAACCCAGGAGAAGUGAAAUUGCAGAUCAAAUGUGGUCGAUGCCAGUUUGUUGCACAGUCUUUUGGUGAAAUGAAGUUUCACUUAUUGUGCUCUCAUGGAGAAGAGAUCCAGGGAAGAGUAAAGGAAGGGGUUUUGCAAGGAAAUAGAGGAGCUAAGGGGGAACUGGUCAAACAUGCAACUCACUUCUGGAAACAGUGCACCGAGAGAAAACAUUUAGCAAAAUGCAGUACCCAUGAGGAGGACUUUUAUACUUUUCCAAAACUGAAAAGACAGAUAUACUUUCACCAUCAAAAUAAUGUUGAUAUGUUAAAUAAAAGUGGACUAACUCAGUCAGGAAGUGGUGAAGCAGCCAAGGAGAUGCAAAAUGUAGGAUUUGGUACGCCAGGCAAAAAAACAGAAAUCUGUUCUAAAGCAGGCUAUAACUGCAUUUUAUGCAAACAGUUAUUUGGAAGAAAAGAGGAUCUUUGUAAUCAUUGGCAGAGUUAUCAUAAUUGUGAAGACCCUUCCACUUUAUGGACAAUUUUUAGUUUGUUAUCGAAACAAGGAAUUAUUGAACUUUCUAAUAAUGGUGAAUAUUGAAGCUCGAUUAUGCAGUGCUAUGAAAAACGUCAACUACCUUACCAAAUUGUUUCUGGAUUUUUUCUGUGUUACUAAACUAACUCAAGAGAUAUAUCACUUCAGAAGUGUGUUCUUUUCUUUUCUUUUCUUUUCUUUUCUUUUCUUUUCUUUUCUUUUCUUUUCUUUUCUUUUCUUUUCUUUUCUUUUCGAGUUAUGCUAGCCUUUAUUUUGUUAGAUAUAAAAUGUAUAUACCCAGUAUCAUUCCAGAGGGGUAAAUACAAGCCAAUUAUGAAACACUGUACUUUAAAUUCAUGCUUAAGGAAGUUAGCAGCAACAAAUACUCAAUACUAAUGGUUAACAUCAACGAAAAGGAUUCUCAGGUUAAAUUAUACUAUACACAGAGAAAUAAAUCAGUUUAUAUUAAGUAAUCUCAAUCUUGAAUGAAAUGACAGAUCAGACUAAAAGUCUGUCCCAACUGUGCUUCCAGUUUUUAUGCUAAAUUUAAAUGUAUUUCUGUGCAGUUCUCUGAAUCAUUUGAAUGUGCAUACAUGCAGCCAGCAUUUGGGAACUUUGUAAUAUAGAUUAUUUAAGAGCUUUUAAUUUUGGGGGUUUUUUAUUUCAUUUGUCCUCAGCCAUGUUCAUUGAUUGCAGGUUUGUUACUGGCAGGUCUUUUAGGUGUUAUAUUCUGUCCUGGUAACAGCAACGCUCUUUGGAUUUUUAAAGUGAAAAAUCUGCAUAUAUUUUUUUGCCUGCAGGUCUUUGAGUUGAAGACGAGUUAGUUGCCACCCAUGAAGAUGGAACCCUCAAAGCUUGACUGCUUUAUGGAAAAAAACCCCAAGUUUGUUUCAAAAAUAGUAAUCUGAGUUGGUUUCUCCUAGGAAGUUUGACACUGCAACAGACUGCAUGUUUCACAGUGAACAUUUAGCAUAUUCCUUGCACCUCCUGUGACAGCAGCACUACUGCUGCCAACACUGUUAGCACACUGCCUUUAACACUCUUGGUAUAUAGCUUUUGUACCUCUGCAGUUGACCCAGUCUGUGGCUUUAAAAGGAAUUGUUCCUUCACUUCUGAGUCUGUGGUACAGGUAAUGAGGUUUUUUCACUUCUGUUGCUAGAUUUACUGUACUAAAGGAAUUGCGUGCAGCACCGACAUUCUUGUGUCAGGAGCCAGUAAUAGUCACCGUACUGGAAUGCAAAGCUGUAGCAGCCUGUAAUGCAGGAAUAGUGUGUGAUACGUCUCGUGCUACAAAACAGGCACGGUAAAUGGCCAUUCCAGCACAUCUCCUAGGGGACAAGUGAGUUCUGGCUGUAAGAUGACAGAAUUCUGGAGCUCAGUUUUGAUGGUCAUUGAACCAUUGGAUGUAAUUUAAAAUUGGUGUUUAGGCUGCGGUUACCUAAAGCCUAUGCAUCUCAGAAUUAUGUGGAGAGAAAUAAUGGAGGCAGCUUGAGAAGUCACUGUAUCACUGUUCAGCAGAAGUCAGAGCACAAAGAGCAAACUGAAGAAUACACCAAUACUGUCUACAGUAUGAGCCUAGCAUUUCUUCUUCUGGUCAGACUAGUCGAGGGCUUGGAAUGAUGAAGGAGUCGUUCCCAAAAGGUCCUGGGUAGCUUCUCACUGUUUUGCCAAAAUUGUAGUGAUAAAAACAUGAGAAAAGAUCUAAAAAUGUUGGGGUUUCUGGAUGGGAUUCCAGAAGAUGUUGCAAUAUUUUGUAUAUUUGUAAACAGUAAAGGCAGUUUUGAUGAGCUAAUCAUUUUGAAUGUAAUUUCUUGUUGUAUGAUGCUUUGCCCUGGCAUUAAGUUGUAAAACUGGAGCCAGGGAAAAUAAAGGACAGAAGGAAAAUGCUCACAAAAUUGUACAGGUGCCUGCUAAGGUGGAAGAAUCCCUGUAUAUUUUAAAAAUCUCCUUCCUAAUAUUUGUUGCUAUAAAUACAUAUUUGUGGUUGUUUCUUUGCUUUCAUAUAUUAGUUUGGUAUGCUGAACUUUAAAAAUACAGCUUGUUCUUACCCUUGGGCGUGGCACACCCAUCUUCUGAUGCACACAGUAUCAUUUGGAGGAAAAUGUAUGUGUAUAUGGAAAGGAAUAGCUAAUGUUAAAGUCAGUGUUUCAUAUGAAAAGGAGACAAUAUUUAACUUACUAGAAUGUUUUUGCAUUUAGAAGCACUUCUCCCCCCUCCCCCCACAUUGUAAUCCUUUAACUUUAAAAAUGAAAUAGCUUGGUGUUUUCUCUGAAACAGAAAUAUGAGAAUAAUCCCUCCUUCACAUAGUUAUAAUAUAUCAAAGGGAAGUUAAUUCCCAGCAUAAAGCAUAUUUAAGAGUUGGGGGAAAAAAACACCCACACAUUAGAAAGGUUUGAGCACGUUCAUUAUUUAGAACAGAGAUUAAAUCACUUUUCUUGCAAUAUCGCCUCUUACUUGGUGUAGUUUAAAAUGAGUUGAAAUGAGUGCAGCUCUGACACAGAGUCCCUCCUGGUCAGGAACAGCACUGAUGUUGUCUUUCAAAAAGUAUUUGUUAAAAAUGGUGAUGCAUCAAAGCCAGUGAUGUCAAGGAGUUGUUGGGUGGUGGUUACCAGGCAAGAAGAGUGAGUCUCCUUCGCUUCAUAUAUAAAAGCAGGGGGAGUUGCAGUGCUGAUGGAAGGGGUGAAGGAGGUUUGGGAUGAGGGAGGGGGUUGUAUUUUUUAAAAAAUUGAAAUGCUCAUGUACCGUCUUUCACUUUCAUUGUAUUUUUAUGCUUCUCUCCCUUUCUCUUGACCAGGCCAAAUGGGUAAAGGAGUGUCAGCUUUCAGUAAUUUAAAGCCUGAAAACAUGUUUCAAAGUAUGGGUCUAAGCCACUUCUCAGUGUCCUUGUGAGUGUUUAAAAUUAGAAGUUAGAAGCCCUUUUUCCUGAGUGUGAAAGCAUUCUUAUGUUUCAGGCUAUUAUGGUAGAUUAUGAAAGGUUGAGAUUUUCUUAAAUAGCUUUGCAUGAAAUACAGAUGUGUCUUUUGCUUAAAAUAUGUUUGGUUUGCACUUCUGUUUGGUUUGGUAACAUUUGGAGGUAUGAAGUGCUUAGGGACAAGGUUUAAGGGAGUGUUAGGAAUGAUUGGACUCGAUGAUCCAGUGGGUCCUUUCCAACCUGGUGAUUCUGUGAUUCUGUGAUUCUAUGAAUAGAGCCUUAUUUACGGCAGCAUUAAAUAGUACAUGUUUGUUGAUCAGCGGAAGGGUUGUUAUGAAUACAGUUUGCUGUUUACCUUGAAGCUGGACAAGUUAACAUCUGGUUUUGCACAUAAAUUAUAUUUUUAAAUUGUUAAAACGAAUGUUAUUUUUUUUGUAGCUGUAGUUUUGUUCCUCUCUGAUUUUUCAUUAAAUCUCUGUUUCUGCUUCACUGUUCAACUUUAAAGCCGUUCCUCACAUGGAAAGUUGUUCCUUCAUCAUCACACUAUAAAUAAUCAAAGCUGGAGGAGUUCCAGCGCUUCUCUGGCUUGCAGAGUAUUGCCCUUCUCCAGCUGCAGAACUACAAUUUCCUAUGGCUAACUUGACAUAGUUGCUGGCAGUAAAUAUUUUACUUAUUUGUUAGAAUUCAGUUCUCUGCUGUUUAGCUCUAUCAGUUUCUGUCAUACCUCAUUAGAUACUUAUUUUAUCUACUGUUUACUGAGCUCUUGACUGCCAUACUCUGCCAUAAGAAGGAUGAACAGGUAUUUAGAAGAACAGAUUUCAACCCUAACUUUGUGCCGAUGAUGCCGACGUUUGAGAAUCACCAGCUUAUCUAGGCUCAGCCAUGUAGUAUAUUAUAUUUCUACAACACAUCCACCUACGCGCGCAUCUGUUUUGGAAAGAAAUGUAUACUUCAAAUUCAGCUGUCAGUUAUUAUUAUCAAACCUGUACAAUGUAGGUUUGUGAUUAUUAUGCAUAAAGAUUAAAAUGCUAUUAACUGUAGUAGAUUCACUUGUCAAAUUCCUUAUAGCUCUGAAAAAGGAAAAUCUCUCUGUGCCAAGUAUGACACAGAAAAAGUAUAGUCUCGUGAAGAGAAUUCUGAUGGCUUAAAAAGGUUGUUCUAUUUCAGUGGGUGCUUUUGUAUCUAAUGUGUCACGUUUAGGUUUUUUUCCACUUAUUAAAUAAUUUUUCUUGGUUAGGAAUGCUGAAGAAAACCUGAGCCUACAAGCAAGUUUCAGGAAAAAAAAUGUAUUUACUUCCUUUUUCCAUACAGGCAGAUGCAUCUAUGGAAUCAAAAUAGUCUGGAUGGCCUUACAUAUACAUGCACAGUGUGGGGAAACGUGGAAGAUUGGGGCUUUAGUGUAUGACUUUAUGUGGCUGACCAUUCUGCAGUCCUGAAGUAAAAACUGUAAAUUUGCAUGUAAAAAUAACUUGGUUUUCAGACUUGAGUGAAUUCCUCGUACCUUAUUAGCAAACCUUGAAGAAAUCCUAAAAAAAAAAGACAAUUGCAUACUUCUCGUGUUUUGUUUAAGUUUUAUUGAUGUAGUAGUACCAGGAGCAUUCUAAAAUGUGAUAGGUCUGGUGCUGUCGAGAGAAGCUUUCUCUCUUCCAUUUUUUUUUGCAUUUUAUUGACUAUUCCAUGGAAGCUUAAGAAUCAUUAAUUCUGCUCCUGACAAAUCCAGAAACAUUAUUCUGAUGUUAUUUUGCAGAAAUUUCCUAUUUAAUCUAGAAUAACAGAUGAAAUCAGUGAAAAGAAAAUUCUAUUGGAAAAAAAUACCCAAGCAAGCUCUCCCAUGUGGAUUUCUCUGCACAGUUACGCCACUGUAGAUGAAAUUUAUAGAUGGUAGGUCUGCUGGUAGGAACAGUUUGGUUUUAUCCAUGGUUAUUUAGAGUGGCCGGGGAAGUAAGAAUUAAAAUAUGUCCAUACCUUCUCUUUGACUUGAAUUUUGUUAUACUUCUUCUGUUGUGCCAGUCCAGAUCAUGGUCCAAGGCAUGUAGAUACUCAAAUGCUUUCUAGAGGACUUGGAGCAUAAUUCGGUGGAGGAAGGGGGAGGAAAUACGCAAAGGAAGUUGUGACAAUGAAAGUUGGCACAACGUAUUGAGUGUGAGCUCAAGCUUCAGUAUAAUUAGCCUUUGAUCUGUAUAUGUGGAAGUGUCCUGUAGCCUUAAUCUGAACUGCCUUCCACCCACCGAGGUUACAUGGUUCCAGAGUCUGCUUCUGUUAGAGGUGCGCCAGUCUGGAGCAUCCUUGGCUUCCCUGGGCAUAAGUCUUUCCAAAUGGUGUAGCUGAUUUUGUGAAUGUCCUCUUUUUGUGUCUCAGUUAAAUGUUUUUAGUUAGAUGAGCCACAUCCUGGCUGUAGAAACCAGUUGCUGCCAGACUUAAAAUAUGGUCUUUCAGUUUUAUGAGGAAAGCAUCUUUUAGCUUUAGUCCAUAGAAGUGAAAUCAGACGCUGCAUCAGGACUUAGUGAAAUCGGAAAAUGGCUCACUGAGUUUCCUGCAGAUACAACACUGAUAAGUAGUAGGAAAAAAAUGGGAUUGGUUGCUAUAAGAAAAGCUGCUAAAUGGGAUUUGGGGUCUUUAUGUGCCAUUGGAAAAGACUAGAAUGUUCUAUCACCUACUUAGUAGCUGGGAAGUUCCACGGAAGUGUCUAAUCCAGAUCUGGUGGUAUAAAGCAGCAAUUUGGAGACACUGUAACUCAGAUUUCCACUCCCCCUUUUCUUUUCUCUUUUUGCUUUUUCUGUUUAUUUUCCUAGCCACCCUACCUUUCUGUAUCCUCUGUGAGCUGUUCUGGCUGAACACAACUUAAAAAUGUCUGAUUCUUUGAAGUCAGCAUUGUACCUGGCAUCUUUGCUGCUAGCCAAAAACCUGGGGUUCAAUAGUCAUGAAUGCUGUUUCACAGACUAUUUCAUGAAAACCUUGGUUGCAAAGGACCCCGGAGGUCAGCGGCGCCAACUGCCUGCCCAAAGCAGGGCUUAGCACCAGCUGGGGAGCAGAGCGGUGCGUGGUGUUUAUGAAACUAUUUCUGUUGCUGUUCCCACUGGUGCACCUCCAGUGGUGGAGUUGCGAGCAUAAACAAAGCUUCACUGCGGUAGCUGGUACCUCAAGCACGGUCAUAAGCAAUUCUGUGACAUUUAUAAAGCACAAAACUUGGGACAAAAUAUUCCCUACACCAACAAAUAAAAGUUACAGUUUCAGCUGAUGAUCUUUAGUAGUGAGACCUCCUUUUGGCACAACCCCUGCCCUGGUUUAGUAGUCCGUGGCCAAACCUCUUGUCCACCUGCGCAAAGAAGCUUAAUUUGACUACUCUGCUUUUUCUGUGACUUAGCUUUUCACAUGCAAAGAAGAUACUGGUUUUUUUCUACUGUUGAUUUAGGACAAAAGUAAAACAUUUUAUUUCUCGUAUGCUGAUUAAUUGUGUACAGCUCCAGGUUUAAUCUGGCUUUUGAACAUACGGCCGAUCAAGGAGAUCAAUAUACCUUUCUUUUCCUAGAAGCAAUAAAUGAGACUGUGAGGGAGGAAAGCAGUAAAUAUCCCUGUGACCGUACCUUUGAAGCAGUGCAUUUGCUUUUAAUUUCUUCAUGUUUUUAGUUAAAAGCUUUUAUUAAUUUUAACUGAAGUAAAUACACUGCUAUAGUUUGCUAUUCAAAUAAAUCCUUUUACAGCCCUGAGUCCUUGGAGUUUGAAUCCUCUCCAGCCAUUUUCUGCUAUCUGCCAAUUCCUUGUUAAAUGCAAACCUGACGCUCUUGCCAAUAAAUCCACCUUCAUGCCAUUUAAAGUCAUCUGCCUCCUUUCCUCUGGUGCUAAUCAAAGUUUGCGAGAAGACAUUUUUUAAAGGAAACUGGCUCAAUAAUUUGGGUCAUUUAAAUGACACAAGUUAAUUAAAAGCAGUUGCAACAAACUGUAAAAUAGAGAAUUAGUACAGAUUGUUUAAAAGCUUAAUUAUUUUUUUCUCUUUUUUGAAUAGUUGAAGAGGAAGUUCUCUAGGGAUGAUUUUUUUUUUUAAUGCUGUUUUCUGUGCUACUUUCCUAGUCCACUUUUAGCAUCUCCCAAGUACAGCACAGCAGAGCCCAGCCAUGCUUUGUAAGUCCUGUUAAAACUCGAAGCACUAUUUUCUUUUUACUUUCGUAAGACAGCUGGGCUGAUAAAUGGAGGGGAUACCGGCUCUUCAGGAGACAAGACACUGUCUGCACAAGUUAAUAGUCUCAUGUCUUUAAAGAGCAGCAUUUCCAGUGUCUUUAUGCAUGUGUGCAUGUACAAUCACACACAAGAUUAUAAAAGGAUUAAGUCUGUGCAACAUUUUAAACUUGUAUGUUAGUGUCACACUGCAUACAGUUUAUUCCAGUUAUUUUUCUUUUAUUAAAAACUGUAACAGUGUCAUUAUAUUACUGAUAUAUCUAUGGCUGAUCUGAAUCCCGAGAUGCACAGUGGCCACCCGAGUUCUUCCAGGAAAUUGAAUUAGUUGUUGAAUUGUUGGAAUUUCUUUUAAAAAACGUGCUACUCUUGCUGGUUAACACCACAUGUAGGAUGAAAACAAUAUUUCUGAGGGUGAUUUAUUGGUCCAGCAGAGAAGUCUGACGUGAAACCUUUCCACUGGGAUUUGCUUACAUUAGGAAGCAAUGCAGGUGGCAGUCUAUUUCAACACGGAAUGGAUUUUCCCCCCCUUUCUUUCUGAUAAAUGAAGUGCUUAUGUAAGGUGAGAGAUUGAAAAAAAAUGAGACGCCUGAAGCCCUUAGAGGAUCCGUCUGAAAGCUCCACAUGUGGGCGGAGGAGCGCGGGGUAAAUCUGAUGUGGUUUCUGUAGCUGCUCACCUCAAGCACAAUGGAAGAUUCCUGGCUGCACCUUGGACAACCUUCCAGGGGACCCUGCGCAACGAAAACCCCUCACUGCAGCCAAGAGGUCACGUUUAGAAACAUUCAGUAUCGUGCAGUGCAAGAGGGUAUUUUGACACCAAGCAUUUCUUCUGUCAUAUGAUAAUAAACCGUCCCCGUAUCUUCAUGGCAGGCAUCCUUUAUUCUUUGAGCUUUUGUCUUGUGUUUUUAUUUUGUGCAUAAUAGAUAGUAUCUGGGUUUGAAUUAUUGCUCAACAAAUUGUCUGUUCUGAAGCUUUAUUGUAUGUGAGACCGCUCCCUUUUGCUGCUGCUACUACGUAUCAUCUUUCUCCCAAAUGAUUCAUUUGAUGUAGUUUAAUGACAAAUAUUUGAUAGUUUUUACUGUUAAGUAUAUGGUAAAUCUCCUAACGGUGUCAUAUUCUUAAAUUAUUGCAGUGCUUGAUUAAAUUAGCCCUUUUAAAGGGGAUCCAGGUUCGCUAAUAGUGUUCCGUGCAAUGCGCAUCUCUAGAGAAAACUGAGAUCUGGUUUUUAUAGUCGGAACCAAUUAGGCUCAUCCUUUUCCCUCCCCUUCUCUGCAGUGUUCAGAUGAAUUACAUUUUUUGGGCACAGUUCAAGCAGACUGUCAGGUCUCCAGGGCGCUCUCCCUCCUGGGCUCUGCAUUCCCACUGUCACCCGUGAAAAGUAAUUCCCCUUUUGCAGUUGUGUCCAAGGAAAGAAAGAUGAUAAAUCCACAAGUUGGGUUUAAAAGGGAAAAAGUGCAUUAUUGUUUACUCAGCACCAAAUAAGGUUUUGUUCUAGGGGAUACGACUGUUGUGAGGCAUGGGGAACCAUUUUUAUCUACUCCCAAGUAACUAAUGAUAGGAUGAGAGGAAAUGGACUCAACUUGUGCCAUGGGAGCUUUAGAUUGGAUAUUAGGAAAAAUCUCUUUACUGAAAGUGGUGAAGCAUUGGAACAGGCUGCCCAGGGAAGUGGUGGAGUCACCGUCCCUGGAGGUGUUAAAAAAAUGUGUGGAUGUGGCACUUUGAGAUGUGGUUUAAUUGGGCUGAUGGUUGGACUUCGUGAUCUUAGAGGUCUUUUCCAGCCUUGAUGAUUACAUGAUUCAGGCUUAAAGCUUUCUAUCUCAUGAAGUUAGGAUUCAUGCCCUCUUAAAAGAAAAUAUCAGGGGUUGUUCUCGGUCGCAAUCUUAGGAGCACCUGGAAC
Molecule: messenger RNA, 12930 nt
Organism: Cuculus canorus (common cuckoo)
Lineage: Eukaryota; Metazoa; Chordata; Aves; Cuculiformes; Cuculidae
Gene: ZNF438
Product: zinc finger protein 438
Exons: 5
Coding region: 1421-4018 (865 amino acids)
Biological process (GO): regulation of transcription by RNA polymerase II
Cellular component (GO): nucleus
Molecular function (GO): sequence-specific DNA binding; DNA-binding transcription factor activity, RNA polymerase II-specific
Source: RefSeq, a predicted model, not a curated record